Messenger RNA from Exaiptasia diaphana, 1276 nucleotides. Its product is annotated as heme transporter hrg1-A. NCBI's taxonomy places the organism in Eukaryota, Metazoa, Cnidaria, Anthozoa, Actiniaria, Aiptasiidae. Gene Ontology annotation, biological process: heme transport. Bases 329 to 802 code for a protein of 157 amino acids. The record is from RefSeq and is a predicted model, not a curated record. The transcript is spliced from 2 exons. Gene Ontology annotation, molecular function: heme transmembrane transporter activity; heme binding. Gene Ontology annotation, cellular component: plasma membrane; lysosomal membrane.
GUAUUUCAUCAACAGUUUGACACUUUGAAAUUUCAAAGUGAUCCGCUGUACACUAAGGAUUACUGUUGGACCUGUUACGCUUUUUUGGAUGUUUUUGUCAAAUCAUGUAUUUCUUAUGAUGUUUAUAUAUUUGGAUAUCAUGGAGUGGUACUAACUAGAAAAGAAAUGAUACACCGAGAAAAUAUUUACAGUAAUCUACCUCCCUUCUUCAUGCUCAACAUUUGUCGCUCUUUCCAUUCUUCUCACGUCCUGACAAGGAACGCCUAGCAAACUUAUAGUUUGUCGCAUCUAGGAGGUCUAUGUAAGUUCGUUACGAAUCAUUCGAGCAAUGGCUCUUAAAAGACUGUGGGCGGCUUAUAAGAGAUACAAGGAGAUCGUUAAGAUUGUCGCAGCAAUUUUUGGAGUAAUUGCAGGAUUGGCUGCUUGUGGAUUGUUUGCAAAGAAGUACCAAAACUAUCAUGCUUCAGGGUGGGCAGCCUUCUCCGCUCUGUGCGCUGUCUACUUUCUUCAUGUGGUUUUCUCAGUUCGACGUGACUUAGAAAGAAAGAUUAAUCCCGACUGUUUCUCCUUGUAUAUGGUAUUUAGUAGUCUUGGGAUAAUGACUGGUUUAGUUGUGUUCGUUACAUAUAUCGCAAUGGGGGCUAAUCAUCAGGAAGGAAUUGAUCCUAAAGGGAGCUACAUAUCAGCUGUUUGGGGUUUUAUGUCAUUUAAGUGGUCUCUGUUUGCAUUUUUGUCAUCCAGCGCAUAUCGUAAAAAGUACUUGGCAUUGGAUGAAGAAACUUCAGUAAUUGUGAAUUCAUAAAUUUCCAAACUGGUAAAAUAUUCAUGAUGAUAAAAAAGUGAACGUAAGUCAACAUUAGCAGUUGACACAACAAUUAUUUGAAGACAUCAACUUUGAUGGGAACAAAUUUCAACAAUAUUUACUUUGAUAUUUUAUUAGUUAUGAUUAUGGUUCUAGAUAUUUUAAUGUAAAUCACAAUUUGCAUGAACUCACCUUAAAGCACAGUCUGAAUUGUGCAAAAGCACCAWAACUGCUUUGUAUAAUUAUCAGCAGAUUUUGAAGGCAUUUUUUUGAAUUGAAUUGAAUGCAAUGUAUUUGAUAAGGAAUGAUAGUAUAUGACUUAGAAUGGCAAAGAAUCACAAGACAUUUUAGUGUAAUUUGUCUUCAUGGGAUAUUAUAUAAUGGAGCAACAUUAUUCCCAUCUACCAAGUGAUAGUAGUGUAGUGAAGAAAUUAUGAAUUUAAUUUUUGAUCAAUGAUUGAAUAAGGUGUUCUC